Aspergillus niger is the source of this 1680-nucleotide messenger RNA. RefSeq lists its product as uncharacterized. The transcript is spliced from 4 exons. The coding region runs from base 1 to 1680 and encodes 559 amino acids. The record is from RefSeq and is a predicted model, not a curated record. Gene Ontology annotation, biological process: double-strand break repair; single strand break repair. Gene Ontology annotation, molecular function: double-stranded DNA binding; single-stranded DNA binding; 3'-tyrosyl-DNA phosphodiesterase activity. Lineage: Eukaryota; Fungi; Ascomycota; Eurotiomycetes; Eurotiales; Aspergillaceae. Gene Ontology annotation, cellular component: nucleus.
AUGGAAGAACCAGACCGGCCUGCCAAACGGGCCAAGUUAUCCUCCAACAUAGAUAAUGCAGACAAUGACUCCAACCAAGCGAGCAACAGCAGCAGCAUUGAGAGUAACAAUCACCCCCUAGCAUCCCUGCACCGCUCCAUAACACCUCCAUUGCUCUCCCGCUCCAAGGGACCAAAAACACCGCCACAACCACAACACAAUGCCACCCACCCAGCAUCACCCAGCACGCAGAAAACCAAAAAGAACAACGAUAGAGAAAUAAACAAGGAGAGUAUAAUACCCUCUCCCAUCCAACUAACCCACAUCCGGGACCUCCCCGCCUCCUCAGGUCACAACACCGACACUGUCCGACUGCGCGACAUUCUCGGGGAUCCAUUGAUCCGCGAAUGCUGGCAGUUCAAUUACCUCUUUGAUGUGGACUUUUUGAUGAGCCAGUUUGACGAGGAUGAAGCAUGUACACGUCACCCCAACGUCGAGGCAAUAGUGGCCUACAUGCCAGAAGCGUUCGGGACCCAUCAUUCCAAGAUGAUGAUUUUGUUGAGACAUGAUGAUUUGGCUCAUGAACACAGAGUGGUCAUCCACACGGCAAACAUGAUCGCAGGCGACUGGGCAAAUAUGUGCCAGGCCGUUUGGCGAUCUCCUCUUCUUCCACUCUGUUCCGAUGGAAGUGGGAGUGAAAAUAUAGCCACCCCCGGGGCACGCUUCAAGCGCGACCUCCUCUCAUAUCUACGAGAGUACGGGCAGAGGAAAACCGGUCCGCUUGUUGCGCAGCUUGAGAAACACGACUUCAGCGCUGUCCGCGCAGCAUUGAUCGCUAGUGUCCCCUCGAAGCAGAAGAUCCGGGAGUCGACUGAUUCGAACCAGAAGACGCUGUGGGGGUGGUUAGCUCUAAGGGAUGUCCUGCGGUCGGUGCCUGUUUCUCCUUCAGAGGAUAGACCGCAUAUUGUAACUCAGAUAUCCUCCGUCGCCUCUCUCGGCCAAACUGACAAAUGGCUCAAGGACGUCUUCUUUGCGUCCCUUUCCCCGUCAUCAAACAACCCCAAACCAAGAUUCUCGAUCGUUUUCCCCACCCCUGAUGAAAUCCGUCGUUCCCUGAACGGCUACGGCUCCGGCGGCUCCAUCCACAUGAAGCUACAGAGCGCCGCGCAACAGAAACAGCUGCAGUACAUGAGGCCGUAUCUGUGCCACUGGGCUGGAGAUGUCGCUGAGGACGAGGUGAAAAUGAAACGAGAAGCAGGUCGUCGCCGUGCGGCACCGCACAUCAAGACGUAUAUCCGGUACUCGUCAUCGGAGAUGGACCGGAUUGAUUGGGCGAUGGUGACAUCGGCGAAUUUGUCGACGCAGGCGUGGGGAGCAGCGGUAAAUGCUAACGGGGAGGUGAGGAUAUGUAGUUGGGAGAUAGGGGUUGUGGUUUGGCCGGAGUUGAUUGCCGGUGCUGGUGCUGAGGGGAGGAGUGUGAUGAUGCCUUGCUUUCGGAGGGAUAUGCCUGAUGCAGAUGCGGUUGCGGCUGCAGAUGCAAAUGCAAAUGCAGAUAAAAAGGAAAUUCCUACUACGACUACGGUUGGUUUUCGAAUGCCCUACGAUCUGCCGUUGACGAGGUACGGCGAGACGGAUAUACCCUGGUGUGCGACGGCUAGUCAUAGCGAGCCGGACUGGCUGGGGCAGACGUGGGAGGGAUAG